Molecule: messenger RNA, 1437 nt
Organism: Aspergillus homomorphus CBS 101889
Lineage: Eukaryota; Fungi; Ascomycota; Eurotiomycetes; Eurotiales; Aspergillaceae
Product: gelsolin family protein
Exons: 1
Coding region: 119-1363 (414 amino acids)
Molecular function (GO): actin filament binding
Source: RefSeq, a predicted model, not a curated record
UAUCAGCUAUCGAUAACUGAACCACCCCCUCCAAGAAAGAACAACAAUCACAAGAACCCAUUCCCCUCAAAAUACACACGACCUAGUAGCAACAGCACCGAUCCAAUUCUCACGCAAAAUGUCCCCCCACGAAGGCCUCGUCCAUCCCAAAGAAUAUGACAUCAAGGAUAGCAACGUCGAGCUGAUUAACUCCGCUCUCGACCACCAAGUCAAAUACAACUCCGCCGCCACGGAGCCCGCUUGGCGCGACCCGGGCACCAUUGGCACCGCUCCGGGACUACACAUAUGGCGCAUCGAGCAGUUCGAAGUCAUCCCGUGGCCGAAGGAGCGAUACGGCGAAUUCUACAACGGCGACAGCUACAUCGUGCUACACAGUUCCAAAUCCCCUUCCCAACAACAACAACAGCAGAGCGACGAGGAGGAACCAAGCCUACAGCAUGAUAUCUUCUUCUGGCUGGGAAGCAAGACGACGCAAGACGAGGCCGGCACAGCAGCGUACAAGACCGUCGAGCUGGACGAGUACCUCCACGGCGCGGCGACGCAGCAUCGCGAGGUGCAGGCGCACCCGUCUGCCGAGUUCGUGAGCCUGUUCCCGCGGAUCUCGAUCCGGGCGGGCGGCGUGCGGUCGGGUUUCAGGCAUGUGGAGGAGGACGCUCCCAAGGAAGAAAUUACGACGCUCUUGCGCGUGUUCAAGCACCCCAGUUCCGGACGGUCCGGGUCUCUGAUUGUGCAUGAGGUGGAGCCGACGUGGCAGAGCUUGGAUGAUAAGGAUGUUUUCGUGCUGGAUCGCGGCGAUAAGAUCUGGGUGUGGCAGGGCCGGAGCUGCAGUCCCAUGGAGAAGGGCAAGGCCGCACAGGUGGUGCAUGAUCUGACGCAGGCGAAACACGUCGAUGUCGAGGUUCUGUCGCAGCUUGAGGCUAGGUCGAAGGUCAUUGUGGAUAUGCUCGGUGGGAAGGAGGUCGAGCAGCUCUCGUUUAGUGCCCCGCGGCCGUUGUCGUCGCGGAAGCGGGCUGCGGAGGAGGCUGGGGGCGAGGGCGAUGUUGCGCAGCGCAAGUUAUUCAGGCUCAGUGAUGCUUCUGGAGCGUUGUCCUUUGACCUUGUCAAGGAGGGAAGUCACAUUGGCAAGGCGGAUCUGGAUGCGAGGGAUAUCUUUUUGUUUGAUGCUGGGGAUCGGUUAUGGGUGUGGCAGGGCUUGGAGGCUAGUGCCGCUGAGAGGGCUCUGUGGUUGAAGGUGGCUCAAUCUUAUGUCCGAUGGCUCCAGGAGAGCCCCGAGGGCUCCGAGGCGCAUCUCAUCCCGAUUUCGAAGGUGGUGCAAGGGCACGAAAGCCCGGCGUUCAUGCGGGCAAUCGCCGCUGCGGCUUAGUACAUACAUAUAUAAUUAGACUUUGUAUAUUGCGAAAUGGAAUCAUCGAGCGUGUCCACUGCAUUGAUUCUUAC